Hevea brasiliensis (rubber tree) is the source of this 822-nucleotide messenger RNA. Its product is annotated as 60S ribosomal protein L28-2. Gene Ontology annotation, biological process: translation. The coding region runs from base 74 to 616 and encodes 180 amino acids. The record is from RefSeq and is a predicted model, not a curated record. Gene Ontology annotation, molecular function: structural constituent of ribosome. Gene Ontology annotation, cellular component: ribosome; cytosolic large ribosomal subunit. The transcript is spliced from 4 exons. NCBI's taxonomy places the organism in Eukaryota, Viridiplantae, Streptophyta, Magnoliopsida, Malpighiales, Euphorbiaceae.
UUCCUAAGCUGAACGGGGUAGUUUGGGUAAUUCACAAAAACAAAUACAAAACCUAGGUUUUUCGCCCUAUAAAAUGAUCAUCAGCUGCCGAUUCUUCCUAUCGCUCUCCGUUCCCAACACUUGUGGCCACCAAGCUAAAGAGCCCAAGCAGGAAAGGAGGAUAGCGAUGGCGACGGUACCUGGUCAGUUGAUAUGGGAGAUAGUGAAGAAGAACAACUCAUUUUUGGUGAAACAGUUCGGCAGAGGAUCCGCUAGCGUUCAGUUUAGCAAGGAGUCUAACAAUCUCUACAAUCUCAACUCCUUCAAGCACUCUGGGUUGGCAAAUAAGAAAACAAUCACCAUUCAGCCAGGAAAAGACCAAUCUGUGGUUCUUGCUACAACUAAGACCAAGAAACAGAACAAACCUGUGGCUUUGCUUCAUAAGUCUGUCAUGAAGAAGGAGUUCCGCCGGAUGGCCAAGGCUGUGAAAAAUCAGGUUGGGGAUAACUAUUACAGACCUGAUUUAAAGAAUGCAGCUCUUGCAAGGUUAAGUGUUGUGCAUAGGAGUCUGAAGGUUGCUAAAUCUGGCGUCAAGAAGAGAAAUAGACAAGCUCAAAAGACCAGUGCUAGGAAGUGAAUAGUGAGUUGAGAAGGAAAGAUAUUCUCUGUUACUUCUCAACUUUAAUUGACAAGUGGAAAAUUCCCGAAUCCUGUUUUUGUUUUGUUUGUAUGUUGAUUUAUGUUAGAUGCUGAACUAUAGGGCUUGUUAUUUUUCCUGGUUAAUUUUGUGUUGUGAUAUUUUAUAUCAAGUUUUGGGUAUUAAUGCAGUCUUUUCUUCUUAUA